GGAAAUCACCCUUGCUCGAUUCCAGAAUUAAGUUAAUUUAGACGAUCGUUACCGUUCAUCAACUGUUGACAAUUUUCUAGAAUGUGACGGAUUGAUGACAAGAUGGAACAGAAAUCAGAAUACCUGUCCAUAAACCUGUGUGUGCCUUUUCCUUCCAAAGAAGAGGCUAACAUUGUCUUUGGAUCGUUGAGUGUAGACAAGGAGCCCAAAAGGGGAGGAGGAAAGAAAACCAUGGUUGUUAAGGACAACCAACUCCAUGUCCAUUUUGAAGCAAAGGAGGCUAGACUGUUACGUGUUAGCGUAAACUCCUUUUUUGAGUACUUGAAUUUAGUUGUGCAAACUAUGGAUCAGUUUGGACCUCCUUUACCAGAAACCACAUAGCAGAUUAGAUCAGGAGGACUGGACAAAAUGACUGGACAGGAGAUGAAUGGACAUUUGGAAUCUUCGUUCCAGUUGACUAUACAUCAUGGCAGCACUAGUACUCUACACACAAAAAGAAAUCUCAGUGUAAACGAUCCAUAUCAACCAUAAUAAGUCUGUUAUUUCAUCAUCAUGAGAAAAUUUGCGUGGAUAUUAAAAUUUUCUUUUCAAUCAUUUAACAACUAUCCAUUUCUUUUCUUGUGUAUUCAUCUGCAGGACAGAGAUAUUCAGGGUUGAUUUAAAAUUAUCAAAAUAUUUCAUUCUUACAUGUCAUUUUGAUUGAUCAAACUAUGAAGACAGGAGAACCCUGUGCAUAUCAGUUCCAUCUGGUAAAUGUGUGUCGUGAAUUGUGGAAUAAAUGCUGACCACCUGAACCAUUUCAACUGGAUUGCGCAAAAAACAGUCUAAUAUACAUUUUGGAGUUAGAUUAUCUCCCCUAGACCAUAUACUGUGUAAUCAUGCCACGCCCACACUAAUACAACCUACGUAAACAACGAUAUACUACAUGUAAAUUUUCCCUGGUGACUUUUCAUGUCUUUUGUAAGGUGUCAUACAGUUCACACAUCACUUCACCUUUUUGUCCUUGUUGAUACAUCAUAUUGUGAUGAUUUUUUAUUUCACUGAAACUUUUAUUCUUGAACAAAAAAGAUUGGCACUAUAAGACUUCUGUUAUAUACUACUACAGACCAGACUGGCAUGCAGAUCUGGAAAGCAUUCAACAAGUCCACUAUGUUUAAACCUUCUAUCUUUUCUUUUUCAUGCUGUGAUUUAAUUUACACAGGAAUAGAUAAACAUUUGUAUGUUCUGUAAAUGUGAAUUAUUUUUAAAAAGCAUGAAUAUAUUUAUUUCUAAGGAAAAAAAUAAUUAUGCUAUAUUAAGAUGGUUCUUAUAACAUCAAUAUCUGAAUCUUUAGUUUUCUUUUUUCCUGACAAGUAACUUUUUAGAGCAUGUUAUGUUUUUUUGUUACUGGAUUCAUCAGAUACAAAAUAAUGCCGUUAUGCUGUACAGUUAUGGUUGAUUCUUGGACUUUUGCAUGUCAUGUAAAUUCCUUUUAAAAGUGACACAAACAGAGUAUGCACAUGUACAAGACAUUCUUUUGAAAUCUCAUUCGAUAUUGAAAACUUUUUUUAUUCUUAAUUCAAGGAUUAUCCACAUCUGCAUCUGUUUUUUAAGAAAAAAAUUUGACCAAUUUCAAUUUCUCUCUGUCACUUUCUAGGUUUCAACAAUUUUGGCUCAUAGCAUCACUGACAAGUUGUGGAAGGGUGAUGCAGUUUGCGACUAUACUGUAUCUAAUUCAAAACUUAGCUAAAAAGGGUAGAGCCAACUUGAGUUUCAAUUGAGUUGGUUGAUAAGUGGGGCACUGCACAUUGGGUUUGGGUACUGAAAGGUAUGCAGGGCAAUGAAAUAUCAAAAUUAAUCCAAGUAAGUUUCAAUCACAAUACACACCAAGCUUCCAUCAGUGAGUUGGAUUAAUGGGCUGACUAGUUUCAUCUCUGAUGCGAGGCUUAAUUAGGCCCUGAUAAAGCCUUGCUUCAGAGUUGAAACUAGCCCUGAUGAAGCCUCACGUCCAAGGCGAAACGAGUCCAACAUCACUGGUGACACUUGGUGUUUGUUGAUGCAGAAACUUCGUUGGAUUAACUCUAAAUUUGUAUUUAAAGGUGCUAUUGAAUUGCGUGUCUUUGUACAAUAUUCUAACACUGCUUAUUGAUGUCAGUUUGAUCUGAACCAUAUGAUUUUAAAUUUUUUUCUAUGUACCGUUUUUAUUGCUCCAAAUUUUUACUCAUUUUGCUUCUUCUAUCGUAAUAUAUUCAGUUAUGUACAAGUGUGUUUUAAGACUGAUAUGACUUUAGGGAUGUUUCAACUGGUUUCUUGAAACAAUCAGGCCCUUCCUUGUCUUUUUUGAAGAGUUUAAUGUUUAAAAUGUUUGAAUAAAGAAUACAUUUUUGAUA
Molecule: messenger RNA, 2369 nt
Organism: Ylistrum balloti
Lineage: Eukaryota; Metazoa; Mollusca; Bivalvia; Pectinida; Pectinidae
Product: EKC/KEOPS complex subunit LAGE3-like
Exons: 3
Coding region: 103-381 (92 amino acids)
Cellular component (GO): EKC/KEOPS complex
Source: RefSeq, a predicted model, not a curated record